AUGUUUAUCGUUCAAUAUCUUUUUGAUCGGGAUCUACUUCUCCCAUUGAUAUCUCUAUACGAGAGCAGCAGGAAGAUUAGGCAAGAUAUUGAAGAUAUCAAGAAAAAUUACAUUGCUCACUUGCAAAACAUCAGUGCCACAAGUGGCCAAGAAGAGAUGACCAAUUGCAUUCUGAUCCGAAAAGAGAUGAUGGAUGGUAUUGAGCAGAUCCAGCAGAUGAUGGAGAAAAUGGGCAGCACAGAGAUAGGGUCGUUACACCUUCAACUACUGAUUAUUAUUCGAAAUAUCCAACAAGAACAGCAAAUGUAUUGCAAGAGUAUUUCCACCCUCCCCUAUCCAGAUCAAAAAAGAACAGGAGGAAACAAAAAAUUCGGCCCUCAAACAAGGGGUCAAAUUAAUUAUCAACCAAGAAGACGAGAAGCUGCUGCUGGAUCCACUGAAAAAGGACGUGCUUAUCGAGCAGCGUCUAUUGCUGGAAAGUUCGCUGCGGGAUGUCAUCUUAAAUGGUGGCGAGGAUUGUGA
Molecule: messenger RNA, 522 nt
Organism: Mitosporidium daphniae
Lineage: Eukaryota; Fungi; Microsporidia
Exons: 3
Coding region: 1-522 (173 amino acids)
Source: RefSeq, a predicted model, not a curated record